Messenger RNA from Papaver somniferum (opium poppy), 4273 nucleotides. RefSeq lists its product as uncharacterized. The transcript is spliced from 9 exons. Lineage: Eukaryota; Viridiplantae; Streptophyta; Magnoliopsida; Ranunculales; Papaveraceae. The record is from RefSeq and is a predicted model, not a curated record. The coding region runs from base 418 to 3936 and encodes 1172 amino acids.
UCCUUUGAGAGAGACAGCAAGAAAAAGAAGAAGACGAAGAAGAAGAGGAAGAGAGAGAAAUUUCGAGUUCAGACUUCAGUCUCUGGUUAGGACGAGAGAAUUUGGUGAUUCCGGCGCGCUCAAUCCGCGAUAUAGAUAGGAAGGAAGUAGAAUUUUGCGGGAUUCACCAUAAAUCCUUGGUUUUCUUCAACAAAAUUCUACAAGAAGUUGAGGUUUGAGAACUAUGAGGGUUGUGUGAACAAAUUUAGGUUGUCUUCUCAUAGGAAGGUUGUAAGGGAAAUUAGCAAUCUGUUCGGAUAGGGUUUUCGUUACAGAAUCUUUAGGGGUGGAGGUAAUAUGAACAGAGCUGGGGUUUAUACAGUUGGUAUUGCGUAGAAAAUUAGGGUUUGGAAGGUAGGGUGCAAGAAAACAGAAAGGAUGAAAGGUGGCCGGUCUCACCGAUUGGCGAGUACCGAGCCUCCAGAUGACUGGGUAAAUGGUUCAUGGACUGUCGAUUGUUCGUGUGGUGUUACUUUUGAUGAUGGAGAAGAGAUGGUUAAUUGUGAUGAGUGUGGUGUAUGGGUUCAUACUAGAUGUUCUCAAUAUGUGAAGGGGGAAACUUCGUUUUCUUGUGAUAAGUGUAAGAAAAAGAAGAGUAGAAAUGAUAACAAUGAAGAAACUGAGGUUGCUCAAUUGCUUGUUGAGUUGACUAGUAAGACGAUGAGGAUGGAUAAUCUUCGCCGUUCAACUCCAUCAGCUCCUCCUCGGCCUCGUCCUGCUUACAGGCUUUGGACGGAGAUCCCAGUUGAAGAUAGGGCUCAUGUUCAAGGGGUUCCUGGUGGAGACUCUUCUCUCUUUCAAGAGUUAUCGUCGGUUUUCAAUUCUGAGUUGUGGAAGUGUUCAGGUUAUGUUCCGAAAAAGUUUAAUUUUCAGUAUAGAGAGUUCCCUUGUUGGGAUGAUGAGAAGGAGGAAGGAUUGAUUGAUGCUAGAAUUGAAGAGGAAACAGAUAAUAUUGCCGAUAGAGGUGCAAAUGUUCUGUGCUCCUUGUGGAAAGACAAGCCAACAGAAAUGGAAGCUAGUUUUGGAGGUUUAGUUGAGGAAGCCGAUUGUAAGGAGAAGAUUGGUCAAAAAGAGAAGUAUUCGGAGAAUCAUGUGAAGAUUGGUCAAAAAGAGAAGUUUUCGGAGAAUCAUGUGAAGAAGGAUAAAACCCAUCUUGCGCAUGCAGUUCACCCGAGCAAGCAGAAGGAAUUUGUGAGAUCCAAGGAGAGGAGUGGAAAGAAGAAAGCUAGGAGUGCCGAAAAAGAAGCUGAUAGGAAAAAAAGAGCUUUCACACCUCCUGUUGAUGCACGAAAAGUAGUAUGCCAUGAUGAUGGAGGGUCCAAGGUUGGUGCUAUAGAAUUUCAACAUAGGAAGAAAAAAGUUAGGAUGGAAGUCAAAUCAACAGAGCCAAAUGGGGGUUGCCCUGAUGCUGCUAAUAGCUAUGAAAUGAUGAAACAUCAGUCAGCAAGUAAGGUACAUAAUUCUGAGCACCUUUUCGAAGAGGCAUCAAGAAGUCAUGUUUCUGUAGAAGUAGUAGAAAAAUCAAAGAAAGUGAACAGUCGAAGUCCUACGAGGACUGGUGAUUCUCCAAAAAUUGCUGCUGUUUCAGCAUUCCUUACAGAAUCAAAUACCGUUGGUGGUUCUCUUGCUAACAUUGAGCAUGUUAACAUGGUCGUUCAUAGUUCAAACCAUGUUAAGGACGAAAACCAUGAAUUGAAGGACUUAAGUGGAAGUUCUUUCAGCGUUAAGGAGGAUCAGAAAGUGAAGUCCCCUGUUAGAGAUCUACAGAAUGAUGUUACAGCCAUGCAAGACAAUAAUAAAGUUCAAGUUUUGUCGGAUGUUGGGGUUUCGAGGAGCCCAGUACAACGUGAUACUAAACUGGAAAAAAAAACUGAUGUUGAUCUGCAUAAUGGGGAUAUACGUUUGUUGUCUUCUUCUCUAACUGAUGAAAAGCUUGAACCAGCAAAGCUCUUGGAAAAACUUGGAGCAAGCAUCAGCCCAUCCCUUGAUGAAAAAUGUCAGAAUGGUAACAGGGAGAUGAAAGCAGUGGACCAUUGUCGUAAGAGUGAAACAGUGGAAAUUACAGUUUUGACAUCUAGGGAACGUAGUCUGCAUGGAGAAAAGUCAGAGAGCUCAGCAAUACCGCCGUCUGCAAAAGAAGCUUCUUUGGAGUCGAAGCCUGAAACGAAAAAUGUUGAAGAGCCAUCAGUCUAUGAUGGCUUGAACACAGACCCUCGGGUAAAGGUUGAUCAGCAAAAAGCUGUUUCAGCUGUUGGAAAAUCUUCGACGUCACCCACCAUAGUGUUCUCUAGAUCAUCUUUUUCAGCUAGCUCCAAGACUCAUGAAACCAAGGGAUCCUUAAGUUCGCCGAGAUCUAUUAACAGCAGUAAACAAGUAAAGACAAAUGUGGAAAUUAAGAAAGAUCAUCCAGCCAAUGACGUACUGAGGAAAGGUGGCAGACAUGACGCGGAGAGAAAGACGGCAAACGAUCUCCCGAAGGUUUAUUCUAGUUCUGGAUCAAAAGCAUCACAGAUCAGCAAGACUACUCAUGUACCCUCCUCCAAGCGUGUGUCUCAUUCAAAAGAGCAGGUGCCUGUACCAUCUUCUAAGACUUCUACGACCCAUAAUGUAGCAGUUCCGUCAAGCUCAUUUGAGUCUGCUAGUUCAUUGCACACUCAGAAUACUUCACAUGUACAAAACAAGGGCACACCUUUUGGAUCCUCCCUUAAAGGUGACAGGUUAAGUCAAUCAAGUUGUCAGCCAUCGCAAAAGCUUAACCAUUCACCAGCAAUGCAUCCUCCAGCACCUGUUAACUCUUCUCCAGCCUUGAGUGAUGAAGAGCUUGCACUGCUGCUGCAUCAAGAACUUAAUAGCUCUCCUAGGGUUCCUCGAGUGCCUCGUGUACGCCAUGGAGGUACUCUACCUCAGUUGGGAUCUCCUACGGCUGCAAGUAUGCUUGUUAAACGAACAUCAAGUACAGGCACAAAGGAUCAACUUCUGUUUUCUAGGAGAAAAAGAGAGGACGCUUCAAGAGACAGUUCUCGCAAACCUAAUGACCGUGCUGACGAAACAAAGAAGGAGAAGUUGCCUUCUUGUCUAGAUCAAAGAAGACAAGAUCCACAGAGUACAGCUAAUGGUUCUACUAAGGUGGAAGCAUGCAAUGGCUCUUCUCAUGUAAUAUCUGCUAAGAAGAAUGCGCUGCCUCCCCUGUCUAGCAAUACUGCAAUUGGUGGUCCAUCGUCCUCGUCUGAAGUUAAUGACCAUAAACCUUCUUCUGUGCGUAGCUCAUCGCGGGAUAUGUCUGACGAUGAAAUAGGUGCUGUUAUGGGACCCACACCUCGUACUUUACCAGGUUUGCUCGAUGAAAUUAUGAGCAAAGGCAAAAGGAUGUCCUAUGAAGAACUUUGCAAUGCUGUCCUCCCUCACUGGCACAAGCUGAGAAAACACAAUGGGGAGCGCUACGCGUACACAAGUCACUCGCAGGCUGUUCUUGAUUGUCUGAGGAACCGGAAUGAAUGGGCUCAGCUGGUUGAUCGUGGACCAAAGACUAGUGCCAGCAGAAAAAGACGGAAGCUAGAUUCGGAGUCACUUUCCGUCGUUGAAGGUGUAGAAGAUGACUUUGACAAGAGCAAUUUAAAGGAGGUAGAAGUUAAGUAUGUUGAAUCGCAACGAGAAGAUUACCCUAAAGGAAAGAGGAUGGCGCGAAAGAGAAGACGACUGGCUCUUCAAGGAAGGGGCAUUAUGGAUAUAAGAAAGAAGCAGAAGGCAGAUGCUGCUAUGGAUGGAGAAGACCUUAAUCUGUCUUCUCAAUCAAGUGAGGGUACUGAAAGCAUGUUUAGCGAGGAAGAAAGCCAAGGAACCAAAACUGGUACCACUGAGGCUUUGACCAGUGAAGAUGAGACUGGAUCAAUGUUAUAGUAUCUCUUAUGGAAGGAAUUUUUUUGGUGGUUCUUUCUACUUAUUGGGAAAGAAAACAGGAGGAGAAGACCUUCUUGGGGUCAGCCAGUACUUAGUUAUCCCUAACCAUCUCUUUUUGACUACAUACCUAAGCUGCUUUAUCAAAUUUUUCGAUGUUAUGGUGAAGUUCAACAAUUUUAUUGUGGGGUUAUUCAGUUUUUUUUUCUUCUUCACUUCGAUCUCAGCAUUGUAACUCAGUUGAUGCUACUUAGGUUGGUUAUCUGUGAAUAAUUAUCACUGUUUGUAGGACUUGUCAAACUAAUCGAUGAAUGUAAAAUAUAAUCUCUUUUCAUGACCA